CGCCGAGCGGCCGCGGUACGGCGGGACCAUGGAGCUCGGAACGCAGUCCCGGCGCCGGCGGCGGGACCGCGGAGCGUUUUAAUUUUGAUUGCUGGCACUACUAAUAUCUGAGCCAAAAGUGGUAAUGCCACCUGAGGGAAAUUGCUGAGAUCCCCGGAGUCAACAACUACCUGAUUUUGAGCCAUGCCUUUAGUGAAGAGGAACAUUGAACCCCGGCACCUGUGCCGGGGAGCUCUGCCCGAAGGGAUUACCAGUGAGCUGGAAUGUGUAACCAACAGUACUCUCGCCGCCAUCAUACGCCAGCUGAGCAGUCUGAGCAAACAUGCUGAAGACAUAUUUGGUGAGUUGUUUAAUGAGGCCAACAACUUCUACAUCAGAGCAAAUUCUCUUCAAGACAGAAUUGAUCGCCUUGCUGUCAAAGUUACCCAGCUGGAUUCCACAGUGGAAGAGGUGUCACUACAGGAUAUCAACAUGAAGAAAGCUUUCAAAAGUUCCACAGUCCAAGACCAGCAGGUGGUCUCCAAGAACAGCAUUCCCAACCCUGUCGCUGACAUUUACAACCAGAGUGACAAGCCACCACCCCUGAAUAUCCUGACACCGUACAGAGAUGAUAAGAAAGAUGGGCUGAAGUUCUAUACUGAUCCAUCCUAUUUCUUUGACCUCUGGAAAGAAAAAAUGCUACAGGACACGGAAGACAAAAGGAAAGAGAAAAGACGUCAGAAGGAGCAAAAGCGUAUAGAUGGCACCACCCGUGAGGUGAAAAAGGUUAGAAAAGCCAGAAACAGGCGCCAGGAGUGGAAUAUGAUGGCGUAUGACAAAGAGCUUAGACCCGACAACAGGUUGUCUCAGAGCGUGUGCCACGGCGCAUCUUCCGAGGGAUCCCUGUCCCCAGACACUAGGUCUCACGCAUCGGAUGUCACGGAUUACUCUUACCCGGCCACUCCCAACCAUUCUCUACACCCCCAGCCGGUGACCCCGUCCUACGCAGCUGGUGAUGCAGCACCACAUGGGCCCGCAACCCAGGCCCCCGAGCACGAGUACCGGCCCCCUUCAGCCUCGGCCAGGCACAUGGCCCUCAACAGACCUCAGCAGCCGCCGCCCCCGCCGCCCCCACAGGCCCCAGAGGGGUCGCAGGCCUCGGCACCGAUGGCUCCGGCGGAUUUCGGGAUGCUCCCGGCACAGAUAAUAGAAUAUUACAACCCGUCAGGACCACCGCCGCCGCCGCCUCCACCCAUGAUUCCUUCCGCACAAACUGCCUUUGUCAGCCCCCUCCAGAUCCCCAUGCAGCCCCCAUUUCCUGCCUCAGCUGGCUCCACAUACUCAGCUCCUCCUCAUCCGCCUGCCGCAGGGCUCCUGGUCACAGCGCCGCCUCCCCCCGGCCCGCCCCCUCCCCCGCCAGGCCCCCCUGGCCCUGGCUCCUCUCUGUCGUCUUCCCCAAUGCAUGGCCCCCCGGUGGCUGAGGCAAAGCGUCCAGAGCCUGCGCAGCCGCCCAUCAGUGACGCGCGAAGCGACCUCCUUGCUGCUAUUCGGAUGGGAAUUCAGCUGAAGAAGGUGCAGGAGCAGCGGGAGCAGGAGGCCAAGCGGGAGCCCAUCGGGGACGACGUGGCCACCAUCCUGUCCAGACGCAUCGCCGUGGAGUACAGCGACUCCGACGACGACUCGGAGUUGGACGAGAACGACUGGUCCGACUGAGGCCGAGCAGGCGGCCGCAGGUUGCAAGUGUCAGGAGGGUUGUACGUGGGCUCAGCACCCCAGUAGUGGUGUGAUAAUCCUGUAGCUUAGCACCUUUUGUAUUCACAAUGUGGUAUUGCUUCUGCACAUCCAACAAUUCCAGGUUUCUUCAGUAUUUACUGUGUAAUACUUAAGUGCCACUACACAUAGCAAAUCUUGCUGCACACGAGGAAGUACGCUGUAACUAUUGCAUUGUCCUCAAAACAGCACCUUGCUUCCCCUCGGCCGUGAAAGUAUUUAGUGCAGUUUGGGUUUACUCUCUAUCGAUCCUUACAGUUCUGCAGACUUGCUGUGUGUUUGUGAAACUGCCUGGCUUUGGGUCUUGGCAAGAUUAAUGACUGUGUGUCAGUGUGAUGUCUUCCAAUCAGUAAGUGAUAUUGUUUUCCAUCUGGGGAUUUUUUUUCCCUCUCUUUGUAAAACUGUGUUUCCAAAGUUGGUUCUGCAGGGAAGGGUUUAGCAACACAGAAAGAACCAAAUAUUUCUGCCUCCAGUUUCUCUGCUUGGCAGCCCCUGACUGGAUUUGAAUGCUCCAUUGAGUACUCUCGUUGCCUUUGCACACGCUUGUCAGGCGUGGAAUCGGAAGGGCCCUCUCGGGGCAGGCCUCCCCGGCAUUUGCCUAGUCAGUGCUUGUUGAUGAUCUGUGUGCAAGGAUUCAGCAGCUCCGUCGGGGUAAAGGAAAUGAGGAUCUGGGUGCUUUCUCCUUCGAGGGGCCUGUCGGGAUGCCAGUCAGAACACUGGCCAGCCCUCACAGUCCAGGAGCCCGCUGGCUGGGACAGCUGCGAGUGUGCGGGAGCUGCCUGGUGCAGCCCAGGGUGCAGUGCCCCUCCUGCCCCCUUUCCGGGUUAGCUGUGACCUGAGUGUGGUGGCCGGGGUUCAUGGCUCCUCCUCCACACACAACAGAGAGGGCGUCAGAUGGCACCUCCCUCCACUGUCUGGAUCUGCAGAGCUCAGGUCUGGGUGAAAGUAGAUGCUAACAGCUAUUUCUUCACUUCUCUCGGUGCUGUGGCCAGACUAGGGAUCAGUCUCACUAGCAGGGCAUUCGCCCCACCCUAGAAGCACGUAGUUCUCUCUUCUCACGCUCGUGGUGUCCGAUUUUAAGUCACCCCUCACUAGAUCACCAUGCUUAGACCUUGGCCGAGGCGCAGUCCUUGGCGUCCACCUUUGCCCUCCCCGGAAGCCUAAUCCUAGAGACCUCUGGGGCUCACUUUCCUGGCUAAGGUAGACUGUUGGGGAGCUCAAGAACAAAAGAACAAGAGCUUGUAUUCUGUGAUUCUGGGAGAAGGAUAACUACCUGCUUAGAAUAAGCGAGUGCCCCAGGCAUUGGCGGUAGAUUGGCCUUCACAGAUAGGCUAAGACACCAGACUAACUGAGGAAUUCUCAGAUCCCAGAAUCCAUCAGGUGGUGGUUAUUAGAGAAGCCCCAUGAGGAGGAAGGGAGCAACCUUGGGCUAGAAGCAGAGCUGUGGCACGGAUGGUAGGAAUGGAGAUAGGGCAGUAAUCCAUGGACUGUGGUCUGUGAGUUCUGAGAAGCCCAUCAGCUGUCCGCUCACAGCUGUGUGUCUGUGAGUGACAGCUGUCUGGCUGGUGGUGGCCAUUGUGUGAGGAUGGAUCUUGGAGCUCCGAGAAACCGCGUGUCCUCAUCAUUCUUGCAAGGCCAGCCUCCCUCAGGUGCGUCCAGGUCUGCUCGGUGGAACCAGCUGUCUGUCACUGGCUUCCUGAGCUGCUCUUCUCCAGGCGGGCCACCAUUCGGCGGCCACUGUGAUUUUCUUGAAUAUAAGUAACAGUUGUAAGUUUCUUCAUUUCCUUUUUUUUUCUUUUCAGUGGGGGGGGGGGGGCAGAUGUAGAGGCCUAUUGGGUUGGCAUUAUUCUUGGGACUCUGACCAUUUUUAAAGUCUUAUUUUGUCUUUGUUGUAAUAGUUCACUUUUUUGGCCAUGUUUGGGAUGAGAGUUCCCUGGAUAGUUCUGGAACUUAUAAUUUCUAAUACUUUUUCAUCUUGUUUAGCCCUUCUGGAGAGAGCACUGUCCAUGUGAGGAUUUCUCCUAUUCAUAUCCUAUUACAGUAAAAUUAGUGGCACUUUAUCCAGGAUAGUCCUGAGCCUAUUCACUAUUAGUGUCUCAGUUGUAGUUUAAUCACCAAGUUAUUUUCAACUUGAUUUUAUGACUAGUGGAAAAGUUUUUGCCCUGUUGUAUUCUAUAAAUUUUAAAAGAAUGGGAAAAUGACUAACAUCCAGAUUUGGUUUUUUUAGAGUAUUUUUUAGCAAACCUGAUUUAUUUUAAAAUUAAAAUCCAGACUUUUUCUAUUAAGGUGUUGCAUGAAAGAAAGAAGUGAAGAUUUUGAGUUUUCAGGUCUUCAUUUUCAAAAAAGUAUUUACCAAAACAAGUGGGGAACAUCUAAAAGCACACUUCAUUUCUAUAAAUUUUGCAUUUUAAAUUAUAGUGUAAACUGUAAGGUUGUUUUAAAUUAUCUGCAGUUUUAUUUCUCCAUGUGCAUUUUAGUUGAAUUUCCCAUAAGUUUACCUGAUGGCAUGGAUUAGACAAAGAGGAUGCAGCAGUGGCCCACGUGGUACCACGUGGUACCACACAACUAUGUGGUUGAGCAGAAGGAGUGCUUUUGCCUUGUUAGCCCCAAACCAUAAGAUUUUGCACUCUUAUGUUUUUUUUUUCGACUAAGGAUACUAUUAUAAAAUUAACAUUUUCAUUUCAGUAAAUUUUUAGAACACCAAAAUAUCUUCUGAGCACCAAGUGGCUAGGUUGUUAAAGUUUUGUUAAUAAUUUGCAAUUGAAAUACAUGAUACAUUUUAAUCCAUUAAAGACUAGUGGGACUGUAUCAGCCAGAGUAGCAGUAAUUUUUGUUUUAUAAAUCAAGAGUAUCUGUCAUUGCAGUAUUACCAAUGCUGAUGUAAAUGGAAUUUAAAGUGGUAUUAAAAGAGAAAUUCCUGUUAAACAAUUUUUAUCUGUUUGUAUAUCUUACUAUAGAUUAUGUACAAGUAACAUCUAAAUAAAAUUACA
Molecule: messenger RNA, 4739 nt
Organism: Lepus europaeus (European hare)
Lineage: Eukaryota; Metazoa; Chordata; Mammalia; Lagomorpha; Leporidae
Gene: WASF3
Product: WASP family member 3
Exons: 10
Coding region: 184-1692 (502 amino acids)
Biological process (GO): actin cytoskeleton organization; positive regulation of Arp2/3 complex-mediated actin nucleation
Cellular component (GO): SCAR complex; cytoskeleton
Molecular function (GO): protein kinase A regulatory subunit binding; actin binding; Arp2/3 complex binding
Source: RefSeq, a predicted model, not a curated record